AAACUCUGUGGAAGCAUGCUGACCGUUAUCUGUCUGCAGGAACAAACCUAUGCAACCUUGCUUACGUAAGGAUACUUUGGCAAUCGAGUUUAGCCCAUUUGGGCCUGUGGAGACCUGCUAAUAUGGAGGUUUAUAUGCUUAUAGCGUCAUCUAAAUCGGACGCGCCGAAUUUUUUGUAGUGGGGCUUCGAAAGUUUGAUGAGGUUUUCUUCCAGCUUGUCUCAAUUAAUUGCGUUGGAAAAGCAGUAGCACCGUUGUGUUUAGCGGCUGAUGUGUUUCUAGUGCCUCCUUCUGUUCAUGACAUUGCUGGCAUCUUUCCUUGGCACAGAAUAUUAUCUGAUUCGUCGGAGUGUCGUGCUAUUCGUUUAUCUUUGCAAUCACUGUUCUGUAAACGGAAUGCAGCUUUUCCCGAUGCUGUGUAUUCCGACGUGCUUUCCUCGAAGUUGCGAUUCGCAGGUGUCAGCUCCUGAAUUUCUGUGGGCUUGCAUCUCGGCACUCAUUGGCAGUUUCAUCUUCCUCUCUUCGGUCUCCGCGUGUGCACCCGGUUAUGCGGUUUGCAUUCUCACUGUGUUCUGCCAGCCUGAAAUUGUCUCUGUUGCCCCCGCGAUACCACGGGCCCUCCUAUUUGUGAGCCUGUCCAGCUUAAAGCAUUCUCCGGAAGUCAAUGUCUCGUGGCAUGUUAUCAAAUUUGGAGGUGGAUUUAACAAAUUCAUGCCAUCACCCCACGAGUAAUCAGCUCGUUCUAGAUACCUGACCGUAUGGAUACCUCUCGCGCUGUCAUUGAUAACCAGAUCAUUCGGAUUACGCACGGAUGGGGGAUGGGAUAUUCUUUUAGACUUAUAUGGCCCUUUACUAGGGGGUGGUGGACAUGAGGAAGGAACUCGAGAAGGGGAAUUCAAGGUCUCAUGAUUUACGGCGUUGAGUCUAAAUGCUAGUUCCGUCUUUAGCGGUUACUACAGCAGUGGACGCAC
This is a messenger RNA of Cantharellus anzutake, 970 nucleotides long. RefSeq lists its product as uncharacterized. The annotation marks the transcript as partial. Lineage: Eukaryota; Fungi; Basidiomycota; Agaricomycetes; Cantharellales; Hydnaceae. The transcript is spliced from 3 exons. The record is from RefSeq and is a predicted model, not a curated record.